Molecule: messenger RNA, 2014 nt
Organism: Gadus macrocephalus (Pacific cod)
Lineage: Eukaryota; Metazoa; Chordata; Actinopteri; Gadiformes; Gadidae
Exons: 6
Coding region: 721-1773 (350 amino acids)
Biological process (GO): response to bacterium
Source: RefSeq, a predicted model, not a curated record
UACAUCUACAAACAUUGCACUAUAAUAUUAAAAGACGUCAGAUAAUACCACUACUCCUAAUACUCGUACUUACCUCACUACGACUGCACUUACUAAUACUAAUACUAUCAGGAACGUCAUCUGAACAUACAUGUGCUCGAUACGGCGCGUCACCAACUGUUUCUUUGUACAUUGAAAACAAUCAAGAUGUCCAAAGAAUGAUGUCAUCAUUUAUGAGUGAAAGUUGGCACUAGUGUUGGUGAUCACGAAUUGAAGCUCUCUGAUUGUUUGUUUGGACACAGCUACUGGAUGAUACGAAUUCAACAACUUCAUCGAUCAUGGCAGUGUUAGCCUAGCAUCGCGAGACCGUCCGGAUAGUUUGGAUGCAUGAUGUGAACAUAUUUAAAAACGGAAGACUGGCCUUAAACAGUAGCAUUAUUUAGUCAUUACAAGUAGAUAGAGGUAGAUUAAUAACAAUGAUUGAAAAUGUAAUGUUCAGAGAAACUUUAAAGCCCAGGGAACUUUUGUAAUCAAGAAAAAAUACAAACACAUAAUACUAACUACAAAUAUGAGCGACAAAUAUGAAGUGCCACAAACAUUGGAUCAUUGGCUUGCUUCAGUUUGCGUCUUUAAGUUCCCAGCCAAUCACUGUGGAUCUAUGAUUCUGUAAAUGUUGGUCUUUACAGUCAACAUCUUUCACUUCAGAGAGAAGGGGUGCUAGUUCAGCACCAAACCGUGACCAUGUUUGCAUUAUGUUUUGCUAUUUCAAGUCUGAGCACAGCAUUGUGCAUUCAGUCCCAAGAGGUUCCUCGAUUGGUCUUUUUUAAAACAGCAAACCUCGGAGAUACUGUCACUCUGCAUUGUGGUGUUUUGAACGAAUCUAUAUUUAUUUUAAACUGGUUUAAGCAAUCUCUUGGAUUCAUUCCCCAAGUGGUUGCUAACAGAAUUUAUGAAAAAAUAAAUUACCCAUCCUUGAAUUCAAGAAUCACAGUGGGAGAAGGAACUGACUUUAAUCUGAUAAUUAGGGAUAUAAAUAAAGAGGAUGAAGCAAACUAUUUCUGUAACCAAGGAACUCACUAUAAGAAUAAUUGGAAAACCGGCACAUUUUUGACCGUCAAAGAUGGCAAUGACAAGAGGUUUGUCUCCCAGACUGUGGUCCAACAGCCUGUGUCGGCAUCAGCUCAGCUGGGAGACCCUGUGGCUCUCCAGUGCUCUAUUACCUCCCAGAGGACGGACCACAGUAACCAGUGCCAAGGGGAACCCAGUGUGUACUGGUUCAGAUCAGGACCAUCUCACCCUGCUGCCAUUUACAUGAAUGGGAACAGGACUGGUGAAUGUCAGAAUAGUUCUGGGCCUCCGUCUGCUCCACAGAGCUGUGUCUACACUCUCCCCAAGAACAAUGUAGACUCCUCUGAUGCUGGGACCUACUACUGUGCCCUGGCAGCAUGUGGGGAAGUUCUGUUUGGAAAUGGAACCAAGCUGGACAUUAAAGAACACAACUCGUAUCUAGUUACCGUGGGGCUUGGAAUUUUGUUGGCUUGCUGUCUGGGUGUGAUUAUAAUCCUCCUUCUGACCAGGAAUAAAAAGCAAGUUUGUCAGCAGUGCAAAGGAACACUGAGCGCCUCCUGCCAUCCUGAACGUGACCCAGUGAUACAGGAGCCGCAGGACGGGGAAACAGACUCCUUGACCUACGCACCAUUGGAAUUCUCUGGCAGGAAAACCAAAGGAGGGAAGAAGAACAGUGAAAGGACUCAGGAGAGUGUGUAUUCUGCUGUGAGAGAAACCUGCUACUGAACUCUAAAUGAAGGAUGUAGUGUUCUCAGUUUCUGAUGUCAGAUUGGCUGGAUGACUGUGAAUGUAAUGGUUGUUUGUGGUAUUAAUUAGAACCUGUUUAUUGUUAUGAGUGAGAGUGAAUAUAAAUUUUUGUCAUAUAUAUGUCACUUUGUUUGAAACAUAAAAAUGUGAAUUGCAACCAUUGCAAUAAUUUUUCUGUCUUGGGGAAAUAUAUUGCUUUGCAGAAGAUUGAUGAUUUGGA